GCCGCCGCCGGUGGCUAAGAUGGCGACUCCCAUGCACCGCCUUAUCGCUCGGAGGCAAGCAUGUCUGGUCUGAAAUAUUUCUACGUAUUCCAUAGGGAGGCAAACAAGCAACACGUAAGAUGUCAGAAGUGUUUAGAAUUUGGACACUGGACUUAUGAAUGUACAGGGAAAAGAAAAUAUCUGCACAGACCAUCCAGAACAACAGAAUUUAAAAAAGCACUUAAAGAGAAGGAGAAUCAACUAUUGCAGCAAAGCUCUGGAGAAUCUACUACAGAGAGGAAGACCAAGAAAAAAAGGUCUAAAAGUGUGACAAGUUCUAGCAGUAGCAGCAGUGUCAGUUCAGCAAGUGAGUCUUCAUCUGAGAGUGAAGAUUCCUCAUCUUCUUCUUCUGAAGACAGUGACAGUGAUGAAAGCAGUUCCAGUUCCUCUUCCUCCCCCUCUUCAAGUAGUUCUUCCAGUUCUUCUGACUUUGACACGGAUUCUAGUUCCUCCAGUGGCAGUAGCAGCAGCAGCACAGACAGCAGCACAGAUGAUGAGCCACCAAAGAAAAGAAAGAAGAAAAACAACUUGGUGCGGUGUUAGGACUGUGGGGUUGACUAGCAUAAUGGCCAAACAAAAUUUAACAUGCCAAUUUUUACAAGUGAAAAAACUGUCUGUGUUUUACAUGGUAGUUCAUAGGACAUAAGCUGUUAAAUGGCAAGUAACACUUAUUGAAAGAGUAUUUUUGUGGAUUAUUGUUUAAUAGGAAGCGCUCCUUUUCCCCUUAGUUUUUAAAGAAAUCUAUAAAAUGUUUAUAUGAUCUAAGAUCCAGUCACCCUAAUGUUUACAUGCCAUAAAGCAAAACACAUAGUUUGAACCACCGUGUGAUAUGUCAUAUAGCAACCUUCUGUUUAUACCACCGUCAUGUUAUAAGCAAGAUGGACAGAGAAAAGUAUGAAGUUUCGUUUCAGUUGGCUAGUGUGUCCAAAGCCAUAUUUAAUCUUCAGUAACAGAUAAAAAUGAAAUGAUAUUGCCUUAAAUACAAAACAGAACUGAUUUUCUCAUAUAUCACUUUCUAGUCCAACAUUAGUGGCAAUAUUGAUUUUCUCUUACUGUUGAUUUGUUGGAAAUCACUAUCCUGUUUAUGGGCAAUACAUUCACACCAAUCCAGCAGAUUUGUUUAUGGAAACAGGUUUCUCUGCAUAUAUUAUCCUCAUGGAUUUGGGCUUGAUUACGCAAAAAAGCUGUGCAGAGAUUCUAGCAUAGUACUGGGGCAGCACAUGCGUUACUGCGCUUACGGAUCUCUCCAAAGAAGAUGGUCCAUUGUCCUGGUUCUGCAAGUUUUAGUCACUACUUGGGCUCAAAGGAAAGUGAUUCCAGGAGCCUGUCUAUCUAUCUAUCAGUAGCCAGACAGCACUGCCCAAUACAAUUUGUGUCUGCUAUCUGUUUAGCACUGGAGAACCUUGCAUACAGCUACAUCUGUGGCUCUCCCCACUAUGUACCAGAAUCCCUGGAGCAGGGCCAGAAGCUUUUUUUAGCAAGUCCUUUUGGGAGAUUAAAGACCAUACCUUAAGCUGCACUUGCACUGCGCAUGGAGAGUCGUAUUAACUUUGCAACUGAAGAGUUUCAUCUUUGUGCCUUUUCAUAAAAUUAAAUAUGCCCUAAAGAGUGUUAUAAAAUGAGGGAGGUUGAAGUCUUCAUUUUAUCUUCCACACACUAAUUUCGGAGCUUAAAAAUAGUAAUAAUAUAUAAAUGUCCUAUUUUCAAUGAGAAAAGCAUUUUAUUUUCAUUGGCGGUGGAUUAAAAGAAAAGAGAAAGUAUCUUUGAAUAUUUCCCCGUGUGCUAUUUUUACAUAAUAAUUGUUAACUAUAAGAUGCAUUUGAUUACUCUGUUCAUAUAGUAACUUCCAUUGUACUCUAAUUUAAAAUCACUUAUAUAGAACAAUUAUUCUUUUUGCAUAGCACAAGUUAUAUAUAAUAGAAUGAACUCUGGAAUGGAGGAUACAUAUUAGCAAAAAUCAUAUUGCAGUACUGUACAUUUCUUGCUAGUUAACAGAAGUGAACUAACUUGCUAUUGUGAUGAAUUUUAGCAAUUGGCAGUAGUCACUUAAUUUGUGAUACAGUCUCCUUUUAGUUUCUUAUUGAUGGGAGUGUUUUUAAGAGGAAACCUGUUGGGAGGAAACUUAAAUAUCCUAGUCUAGUUAAAGUAUUAAUUAAUUAUUGAACUAUUUUUUAUAUUUUUAUGAAAAUGUAGUGUGUAGAAUGACUUUUGAAUACAAAUGUUCUAUUUAAAUGUUUAUGUAAGGUGUGCAUUUUAGUCUGUAACCAUUUCUAUGUUUUGCAGAAUUCAGAUACUGUAAUUCUAAAACUACCAGAACAUUAUUUGAGUCAUGCUAAAGAAUGUAUCACUUAAGAAGAAAGAUUAAUAAAUUAUUAAAUGCAAA
This is a messenger RNA of Sceloporus undulatus (fence lizard), 2422 nucleotides long. It is a transcript of the gene ZCCHC10, whose product is annotated as zinc finger CCHC-type containing 10. Lineage: Eukaryota; Metazoa; Chordata; Lepidosauria; Squamata; Phrynosomatidae. The coding region runs from base 61 to 582 and encodes 173 amino acids. Gene Ontology annotation, molecular function: nucleic acid binding; zinc ion binding. The record is from RefSeq and is a predicted model, not a curated record. The transcript has 4 exons.